AUGAAAAUACAUGUGAUUUUACAAUUAUUUGUCCUUUGUAAAUGUAUCAAAUUUUCAUUGACUGUCAGAUGUGCUUGUAAUGAAUAUGAUGAGGAAUACUGUAUCUCUAGAAAUUAUUGUUCUUGGAAUGGAUCUUCUUGUAUAGAUUUAUAAUGCCAAUAUCAAAAAGAAGAAUAUUGUAAUACUGAUAUGACAGAAUAUCAAUGUAAAUGGAAUGAAACUUUAAAAGUUUGCUAAAGUUAUUCUUAUUAAUGCAGUGAAUUAAAAAUGGAUGAGUGUUAAAAUUCUAUGUAUUACUUAGAUUGCUUUUGGUUUAUUAAUUAAUGCGUACCGCAUGAAUGUAAAGACCAUAUUGACUGCAAUCCCGAUUAAUGUUCAUCAUCACCAUAAGGUUGUGCACAUAAAGUUGAUAAUUUAAAUUGCUCAUCUUAUACUCAAGAUAUAUGCAUAAAGUAUGAUGGAUAUGGAAGUGGUUGUGCUUAUAGUAUUAUGAAUGGUUGUUUUGAUCUUAGAUCUUCCUGUUAAGAUUAUAGUGAGAGUAUAUCUUUUUGUAAUACAAUGUGUUAUUAUGAUAUCCAUUCAUAAUAAUGUAUUCCUUAAGAGUGUAGUUAAAUAACUGUUAAAUCCAAAUGUAAAAGUUUUAUAUCUGAAAUUCCAAAUUAAUAAUUUAUUCCUUGUAAAUGGUCAAAUGGAUAAUGUAAAGAAUUAGAUAUAGAAGAUUAUAAAGACAUUGAUCUAAAUAAAUGUAAAAUCUAUUCAAUUAAUUCUUUUUGGCAAGAUUCUACAUUGACAUGUAAAUUAUGCAAUUCUUUUGUAAGUCACCCAAAAUAUAAUUAAAAAUAAAGAAAAAAUGUUACUAAGAAUAAUAAUCAGAGUGCAUUAAAUGAUACAUAGGAUAUAUUAGAAAAUCAAUAAAACUAAUAGAAUGGUAUUUAUAUUUUGUAAUUAUUGCUGAUAUCAUAUGUUUUUAUAAUUUGA
This is a messenger RNA of Paramecium pentaurelia, 978 nucleotides long. Lineage: Eukaryota; Ciliophora; Oligohymenophorea; Peniculida; Parameciidae. The record is from the annotation of a GenBank genome assembly.